UUUUGUCUGGCUCGGACGACGACGAUCUUGCUCUGCGCCUGCUGGAAAACGCCGAGGAGGAAUCGCACGAUUCUGUGAAGCUUGAUAUUUCGAUCUCGGGUUGCUUCUGUUGAACUAGAUGGAUCUGGAAACUGAAAAUCGAAUAGCUUCGAUUCUAUUAAGAGAAGCAGCAGAAUUGAGGAGGCAAGCUGAAAAAGAAGGAAUCCGAGCAUAUCUUGAGAAGCCUAAUGUAAGACAUCGACCUAACUCAAGAUUUCUCACGGCUACAGUUCUUGGUAUUCAGCAAGCAAACAAAGCUGUAGAAACCAAUGAAAUGUGGAGUCUUCGGAGUGAAGAGAGGCUCAAAAGAAAAUCAAGAGAAGAGAGCAGUAGUGGCCAAAGUGAGCAGAACAAGAGGAGGAGUUUUGUUCAGAGAUGCAAUUCAGUUGAUAAAAAUGUUGCUACUCCUUCAUCAUCAUCAUCAAGCCGGAGCAGAAACAAAGGAUGGCAAUCGGAAGAAGAUGAUGAAGGCUUAGGAGAUGUCGAGAUUGCAAAUUUUCUCCAAUCAAGGGUCAAGCGUGGCAGAGGCUCUGUUGGUCCUAGGAUGGAUGAAACAGUCCCUUGUCUUCCUGUGAAGGAACCGUCAAGAACUUCUGAUACAGGAGAUCGCAAGUUAGUGCUUCAGUCAGAGAGAUCCCGUUUGAGACAUGAGACGGAUUCUUCUUCGUCUUCCGAGGAGGUUGUUCAUGGGCGUACUCGUAGAAAAAGAAAGGAGCAUAAGAAGAAACUUUGUAAAAAACACAAGUCAAAAGAAAAGAGCAGGGAUAGGGAGAAGAGAAAACAUUGUAGGGACUAGAGCUUGCAUGUAAGCACAUCAAGAACAGGGAUAGGAGAAGAGAAAACAUAGUAGGGACUACAAGAUCAUAGACUCUCCGAUCUCCCCGAUCCUUUGGAAGACGCUUUUCUCGUAGACUCUCUAAUCUCCAUCCUUUCGAAGGCGCUUUUCUUAUUAUUAUGUACAUAACGUAGACAAAGAAAACACUUUGAAAUGCUCAAGAGGAGUAGAUUGUAUAACAUCUCGAAAGGUGUAUUUCCUUGUAACACGGAUAACACAGUUCGAUUUAUGAGGUAAC
Molecule: messenger RNA, 1112 nt
Organism: Eutrema salsugineum
Lineage: Eukaryota; Viridiplantae; Streptophyta; Magnoliopsida; Brassicales; Brassicaceae
Product: vicilin-like seed storage protein At2g18540
Exons: 4
Coding region: 119-835 (238 amino acids)
Source: RefSeq, a predicted model, not a curated record